Molecule: messenger RNA, 2413 nt
Organism: Vitis riparia (riverbank grape)
Lineage: Eukaryota; Viridiplantae; Streptophyta; Magnoliopsida; Vitales; Vitaceae
Product: pentatricopeptide repeat-containing protein At2g06000
Exons: 2
Coding region: 124-1839 (571 amino acids)
Molecular function (GO): protein binding
Source: RefSeq, a predicted model, not a curated record
CCUAGCGCAUUCAUAGAUGCUGAUGCUGACCCUCGCCACGAAACCCUUCAUCUCGAUCGCUCCUCGGCACAAUCUGCAUAUGGGUUUUUCUAUAUCAGCUUCGUCCACGCCACUGCUCUUUCCAUGAAGAAACAAUCUGAAAAUCGCGGAGCAAAUAACAUAUCUUUAUGUCUUCUUUGUGCCCACCAGACUCAGCCCUGUGAUGGCGUGGCGUUGCAGAUGACCCUCCUCCUCUUCAUUACUCGUCCCUCGAGGGUUCGGGCCUCCAAGAUCGCCAUAGCCCAGUUCCACGAGCACGCCGUUGGAAUCUCUCGCAAUCGGCCCGAGGUAAUUCAAAACCCAGAGAAUUGGAUUGUUAAGGUUAUAUGCACGCUAUGCGUCCGUACACACUCGCUUGAUGCUUGUUUGGAUUAUUUCAGUAAGACAUUGACCCCGUCUAUUGCUUUUGAGGUUGUUCGAGGUCUGAACAAUCCAGAAUUAGCCUUGAAGUUUUUCCAGCUCAGUAGGGUGAAUUUGAAUCUCUGUCAUUCUUUCAGGACUUAUAGUUUUCUAUUGAGGUCUCUUUCUGAAAUGGGUCUCCAUGAAUCUGCGAAAGCUGUUUAUGAUUGUAUGAACAUUGAUGGGCAUUCACCUGAUGCUUCGGUUUUAGGGUUUUUGGUGUCCUCGGCAACUGAUGCGGGCAAGUUCAACAUUGCCAGGACAUGGGUUGAUGGAGUUGAGUUCAGUUUGGUUGUGUAUAAUAAGUUAUUGAAUCAGUUAGUUAGAGGGAAUCAAGUGGAUGAGGCUGUUUGCUUCUUUAGAGAGCAAAUGGGUUUACAUGGUCCUUUUGAUUCUUGCAGUUUUAAUAUUUUAAUUCGAGGUUUGUGUAGAAUUGGGAAGGUUGAUAAGGCUUUUGAGUUAUUCAAUGAAAUGGGAGGUUUUGGUUGUUCUCCUGAUGUUAUUACCUAUAAUACUCUUAUAAAUGGAUUUUGUAGGGUUAAUGAGGUGGAUAGAGGGCAUGAUUUAUUGAAGGAAUUGUUAUCGAAGAAUGAUUUGUCACCCGAUGUUGUAACCUAUACAUCAAUUAUAUCAGGUUAUUGCAAGUUGGGUAAGAUGGAGAAAGCUUCUAUUCUUUUUAAUAACAUGAUUAGCUCUGGUAUCAAGCCCAAUGCAUUUACUUUUAACAUUCUUAUCAAUGGUUUCGGCAAGGUUGGAGACAUGGUUUCAGCUGAGAAUAUGUAUGAGGAGAUGCUUCUUCUUGGUUGCCCUCCGGAUAUUAUCACUUUCACUUCCCUGAUUGAUGGUCAUUGUCGAACAGGGAAAGUGGAGCGGAGUUUGAAGCUCUGGCAUGAACUGAAUGCCAGAAAUUUGUCUCCAAAUGAGUAUACUUUCGCUAUUCUUAUCAAUGCCUUGUGCAAGGAGAACAGAUUGCAUGAGGCUCGUGGCUUCUUGAGGGACUUGAAGUGGAGGCAUAUUGUUGCUCAACCGUUUAUGUACAACCCUGUGAUUGAUGGGUUUUGCAAGGCUGGGAAUGUAGAUGAGGCGAAUGUGAUUCUGGCAGAGAUGGAGGAGAAGAGAUGUAAACCUGAUAAAAUAACAUUUACUAUUCUAAUUAUUGGGCAUUGCAUGAAAGGGAGAUUGUCAGAAGCAAUCAGCAUUUUUAAUCGGAUGUUGGGAACUGGUUGUGCUCCGGAUUCCAUUACAAUGACAUCUUUAAUAUCUUGUCUUUUGAAGGCUGGAAUGCCUAAUGAAGCCUAUAGGAUUAUGCAAAUAGCAUCAGAGGAUUUCAACUUGGGUUUGAAGUCUUUGAAAAGGAAUGUUCCAUUAAGGACAAACACAGAUAUUCCAGUGGCUGUUUAACAAAUGGGCUGCUAAGGAAGGACACGUAGUGUCAUGGACCUGGUGCAAGAGGUCCUUCUCCGUCAUGUGCAAAUAUGAAAUAAAACAUAUUCAGCCAUGGUGGAAAUCAGUUAGUAACCGGUUGGAGCUAAUGCAUUCCAGAUAUUGGAGCCCCCCUGAACGGUAUUCAGUCCUUGCCCACCAUCCCUGGUUUAGGGUAUGAUCCAAGAUUGAAGGCAUGUUUGUCUGAUCUGAUCUGAUCUUGUCAUGGGAACAUCAUAAAUGCUCGAGUUCACAGGUCUGGAGGCCAUGGAAAAAACUCAAGGGAAAGCUGUUUUCUGGUUUGAUUGUAGGAAAGAAACUCAGAUGAUGGCUAGAGGUCAUUAUGCAGACAGGGCGAUGUUCCAUGUAACUUGGAUUUUCAAAAUUGAAGUCAUAUACAUGGAUCAAUAAAGCGAUACAGCUUCUUUGCUUCAUUCACCCCAUUCAACAUGUAAUUCAUGCUGAUACCUCUUUCCUAUAAAUGCUGAGAAUCAUUUGUAAUUUUGGAAAGAAGCGGGAAAAUAAAAAGAAAAAACAGGUUCCUUUUGUAGGC